ACUGCUCUAAACAUAGCGUUACUUCUUUCAGGUGAGGGGGAGAGUAUUUCAAGGUACAAACGAAGUGUUUCAUCUGUAAAUUCACGCACAUCACCACGAACAACAACCUCUGAUGUACAGCGACUCCUUAGAGAGGAGCUCAGCCAACUGCAAAAACAAAUCUGUGCUAGAGAUCACGUGUUAUGUCGAAAAGGACCAAAAGGGAACCCAGGCCGUCGCGGUAGACCUGGCCUGCGUGGAAGAACAGGGAGACCUGGACCCCAGGGACCACCGGGUAAGCACGGCCCCGUGGGACCUCAAGGACCAAUCGGGUUAAGGGGAGAUCCGGGAUUACCGGGGGAUAUAGGACCUCCAGGCCCGAGAGGCCCCCAGGGAGCCCAGGGCGAGAAAGGAGAGACCGUCUCAGCUCCUUUCUUUCAGGAGCCUCUCGUUGGAAUGACAGUAAAUGAAGGACAAACAGCAUUCCUGAAGUGUACAGCAGACGGUCAUCCACCUCCAUGGGUCACAUGGUCCAAGAUCAAUUCGUCACUUCCAGUUGGGCGUCACGUGAUAGAGUCCAGUGGCGCUCUGAUUGUAAAGAAGGUGAAAUCAGAAGACGAUGGAGUUUACAGCUGCAGAGCGGAAAACCUGCUGGGAAGUAUGAGCGCUUCAGCAAAGUUAACAGUGCAAUUUGCUCCUCGGGUUUCAAUCUCCCCUAAUCAACUGAUGGCUGAGGAAGAGCGAACUAUCAACAUCGCCUGUAGUGCAUCUGGCCAGCCGCGACCCACUAUCACGUGGUCUAAAUCGAUCGGCAGUUUACCUGAGAGAACAACCGUAAACAAUGGUACCUUGAAAAUCAACAACGUGUCAAGAAAGGACGGUGGUAUAUAUAUCUGCAAAGCAGACAAUAUCCUGGGAACAGCGGUAACGACAGCUCAAUUGAUGAUAUUCUCUCGUCUACGGUUUAAAGUUCAUCCUCCAGCAUAUCUGACAGCUCUAAUUGGGUAUCCUGUGCGACUACCUUGUGUGGCAGAGAGUAGCCUGAAGCCAACAAUCACGUGGAUGAAGGAUGGAAAGCCGUCACUUCCUGUAGACUCCAGUACUCUUCAAAACAACACUCUUGUCAUUUCCAGUGUCAAGAAAUCACACGAGGGAUCUUACACCUGUAAAGCGACCAAUGCUUUGUCUUCUAUACAAGCAAGUGUUCAGGUUAAUUCCAAGUUCCUUUCUUCCUGUUCUGUGAUACGGAAUUACGUCAGCAAUUCUAGUGGAAAUUACGUCGUUGAUCCAGACGGUGCGGGUGGCCUGGCGCCAUUUACAGCCUACUGUGACAUGAGUGACAAGGGUGGUGUUGGCGUGACAGUAAUUAGUCACGACAGUGAAAGCAGAACAUUGGUGGAUGGAUAUGAUGAUUAUGGCUCAUACUCACGCAGCAUUCACUACUCAGGAGCAAGUCUAUCCCAGCUGGCCAGUCUUACUGACGUCUCUUCAAACUGUGAACAGUUCAUUAAAUAUGAGUGUUAUCACUCUCUAUUCACAUUUGAUAGUACCCCUCAUAGCUGGUGGGUGUCACGAGAUUCUAGUCGGAUGCAGUACUGGGGCGGAGCGUCGCCUGGAAGUAAAAACUGCGCAUGCGGAAUGACCAACUCGUGCGCAGAUCCCAGUCAAGCGUGCAACUGUGACAAGAAUGACGCUGUAUGGCGCGAGGACAGCGGUCUUCUCACUGAUAAGUCAGCACUUCCGGUCAAAGAGCUCAAGUUUGGAGAUACAGGGACAUACAGUGACGGUACUGACGAGAAGGGUUACCACACACUCGGAAAAUUCAAGUGCUAUGGUAUAGCUCACGAGAAAACUCAUGCUCAUAUUCUAAUUGCUAAACAUAGUCUAAACAUAGCGUUACUUCUUUCAGGUGACGAGGGAAGUAUUUCAAAAUACAAACGAAGUGUUUCAUCUGUGUAUUCACCGACAACAGCGCAAACAACAACCUCUGAUGUACAGCGACUCAUAAGAGAAGAGCUCAGUCGACUGCAAGACCAAAUCUGUGCUAACGAUCACAUGUUAUGUCGAACAGGACCGAAAGGGAACCCAGGCCGACACGGUAGACCUGGCCUCCGUGGAAGAACAGGGAGACCAGGACCCAAGGGACCACCGGGUAAGCACGGUCCCGUGGGACCUCAAGGACCAAUCGGGAUAAGAGGAGAUCCGGGAUUACCGGGGGAUAUAGGACCUCCGGGCCCUAGAGGACCCCAGGGAGUCAAGGGCGAGAGGGGCAAGACUGUCUCAGCUCCUUUUCUUCAGGAGCCUGUCGCUGGAAUGACAGUCAAUGAAGGACAAACAGCAUCCCUGAAAUGUACAGCAGACGGUCAUCCACCUCCACGGGUCACGUGGUCCAAGAUCAAUUCGUCACUUCCUGUUGGGCGUCACGUGAUAGAGUCCAGUGGUGUUCUUAGUGUAAAGAACGUGAAAUCAGAAGACGAUGGAGUUUACAGCUGCAGAGCGGAAAACCUGCUGGGAAGUGUGAGCGCUUCAGCAAAGUUAAUAGUGCAAUUUUCUCCGCGGGUUUCACUGCCCUCUAGUCGACUAGUGGCCGAGGAAGAACAAACCAUCAACAUCGCCUGCCGUGCAACUGGUCAGCCGCCACCUACUAUCACGUGGUCUAAAGCUAUCGGUAGUUUACCUGAAAGAAGAACUGUUAAUAACGGCGUCUUGAAAAUCAACAACGUGUCGAGAAAAGACGGAGGAACGUUCAUAUGUAAAGCGGAAAAUAUUCUGGGGGGAGCCGAGAAAACCAUUCAGGUGGUAAUAUUCUCUCGUUUGCGUUUUAAAGUUCGUCCUCCAGUACAGUUGACAGCUGAAAUUGGGCUCCCUCUCCAUCUACCUUGUGUGGCUGAGAGCGACCUCAAACCAACAGUAGCGUGGAUGAAGGAUGGAAAGCCGUCAUUCCCCGUAGACUCUCGCAUUCUUCAAAACAACACACUUGUCAUUUCCAGUGUCAAGAAAUCGCACGAGGGAUCUUACACCUGUAAAGCGACCAAUGCUCUAUCUUCUAUACAAGCAAGUGUUCAGGUUAAAUCCGAGUCCUCUUCCUGUUCUGUGAUACGGAAAUACGUCAGCAGUUCUAGUGGAAAUUACGUCAUUGAUCCAGAUGGCGAGGGUGGCCUGGCGCCAUUCACAGUCUACUGUGACAUGAGUGACAAGAAUGGUGUUGGCGUCACAGUUGUUAGUCACGACAGUGAAAGCAGAACAUUGGUGAAUGGAUAUGAUAAUGGCGGUUUGUACUCGCGCAGCAUUCACUACUCAGGAGCAAGUCUAUCUCAGCUGGCCAGUCUUACUAAUGCCUCUUCAAACUGUGAACAGUUCAUUAAAUAUGAGUGUUAUCACUCUCAAUUGAGAGCUCUUAGCUGGUGGGUGUCACGAGAUUCUAGUCCGAUGUGGUACUGGGGCGGAGCGUCGCCUGGAAGUAGAAAGUGCGCAUGCGGAAUGACCAACUCGUGCGCAGAUCCCAGUCAAGCGUGCAACUGUGACAAGAAUGACGCUGUAUGGCGCGAGGACAGCGGUCUUCUCACUGAUAAGUCAGCACUUCCGGUCAAAGAGCUCAAGUUGGGAGAUACAGGAGUAUUCGAUGGUAUUGACGAAAAGGGUUACCACACACUGGGAAAAUUGAAGUGCUAUGGUAUAGCCCACGAGUAGAAUAGAAUAACAAUAACUUUGAUUUGACAGCACCGAAGAUCAAUGAGUCGUUUAAAAUUCCUUCUUUCCUAAUUUUAGAUGGAACCAAAAAAGUGAUUCUAUUCCUGUUGUUUGUGUCAGGAUAAUAUAAAUCAUAUAAAGCAGCCACAUGGUUUUAAUUUAGUACUAAACAGCAGGAAUAAAAUCAACACAACUGCAGUCCAAA
Messenger RNA from Orbicella faveolata, 3874 nucleotides. RefSeq lists its product as uncharacterized. The record is from RefSeq and is a predicted model, not a curated record. NCBI's taxonomy places the organism in Eukaryota, Metazoa, Cnidaria, Anthozoa, Scleractinia, Merulinidae.